Molecule: messenger RNA, 1509 nt
Organism: Aspergillus niger
Lineage: Eukaryota; Fungi; Ascomycota; Eurotiomycetes; Eurotiales; Aspergillaceae
Exons: 3
Coding region: 1-1509 (502 amino acids)
Biological process (GO): protein dephosphorylation
Molecular function (GO): cation binding; protein serine/threonine phosphatase activity
Source: RefSeq, a predicted model, not a curated record
AUGGUCGUCCUGCAUUCGCGUCUCACCAUCCCCCCCUUGGCUAACCUCCUCCCGUCUCCUUCUCUAGUCUAUAUUAUCUGGUCUCGGCCUCGUCGUUACUCGACUAAGUACAUCGUUCCUGACGAUAUCCGCCCCACCAAGCGUCGCGAGUUCCACGACUAUUUCGUCACUCAUCUACCCUCGUCCUCGCUACACCCGGAUCCCCGGGGUCCAUUGGCCCCUUUCCAUAAANUACCUCGUUCAGCUUCGGUCCCCCAUACUGGCGAGAUCUCCCAUUCUCCUGCCGCAUUCCAGCCCCUUGUCGACCGGGACACCACUGUUGUUCGCAUCCCACUGCGGAGCGCCAAACACCACUUCGGUGCACACAGCUCCCGAGGCACACGGCCCUACAAUGAAGAUGCCUACCAGGCUGGCGUCAUCGAUAUACCCGCCUUUGCGAAGCAGAGCCGUGGGGCUGACAGCGCGAGCGGGGAUCCGCAGGUCUUCUAUUUCGGCGUCUUUGACGGUCAUGGCGGAACGGAGUGCACGCUGCCCAUAGUACAGGGCGGUAACUCUAAACGUAUCGGAGAAUUAGAACGGAUCUUAGUGCAGAACUGGAAGACUUUGGUUGGCGGCUAUUUCAAGAGAUUUGUUCCGCCUCACUUUACACAUGCCGGAAAGCAGAACUCGACGACCGAUGUGGAUUCUGGCAUGGGAGUCACCAUUGAGGAGAUCUUGGAGUAUGCCUUUCUCCGGACCGAUUUGGAGUUUGUCUCGGCGCAAGCGGCCAAGAGAGACGAUGAGUUUACAAAGGUCGGCCAGCCAAUGCAUCAAGAUGAUAUCUUGUAUGGCCCAGGCCGCUCCCGAUCGUUGAAUAUUGGCGGGGUCAAUCGCUUCAAGGGGGGCAGCACGGCCAGUGUUGCGCUCAUCUCAACUCCGACGCCCGCUCCGUUUUGGCACCCCAAUGCUCCAUCUAGCCUGCUUAUCUCGCAUGUUGGGGAUACUCGGAUCCUCUUAUGUUCCACUUUGACAGGCCAAGCCAUCCCGGUCACGUCCAACCAUCACCCCUCGUCGCCUAUUGAAGCUUCCCGAUUACGACGGUAUGCUACCACGUUUGUGACAGACUCGUUCGGAGAAGAGCGGAUGAGCGGACUUGCCAACACUCGAUCUUUUGGGGACGUCCAGUCCAAGCGCAUCGGUGUCUCGGCAGAGCCAGAGAUCCGUCGCAUUGAGAUGGGGCCAGCCGAGUACUCGUUCUUGGUGCUCAUGUCGGACGGAAUCAGCGGCACGCUCCUAGACCAAGAGGUUGUCGACAUCGUCAAGGAAGCGAAGACCCCUGAUCAGGGUGCUUCCGAUGUGGUCAAAUUUGCGACUGAGGUGACUCGUGAAGGAGACAAUGCCACCUGCCUGGUAGUCCGAUUGGGCGGGUGGGAGCGGCGACUGGAGGGAGGACUGGGCAGCUUGGGGACGAAAGAGUCUCGAGAGUGGCGUCGGCAAGAAGCGACAGAUCCGCGCAGGUCACGGAGAUGA